Penicillium concentricum is the source of this 1284-nucleotide messenger RNA. RefSeq lists its product as uncharacterized. NCBI's taxonomy places the organism in Eukaryota, Fungi, Ascomycota, Eurotiomycetes, Eurotiales, Aspergillaceae. The transcript has 3 exons. Bases 1 to 1284 code for a protein of 427 amino acids. The record is from RefSeq and is a predicted model, not a curated record.
AUGCCUCUACUGUUCUUGAUAUGUGCUCUGCUUGCACAACAGACCUUAUCAUUUCCUAGUCAGCACAAGGCCAAGAAACCUUUACCAUAUCGCUAUGCUGGCAGGGACUCUCGCAGCGGAAGCUACCAUAUCCCCAACACUAUCCAAAACGGAACAAGCAAGGUCCGAUUCGACGUCCCAACCCCAGAAACCACUCUCGAUGCAGAGACCCUCUUCAGUCUAGACGCACCUCAGAUAGAUCCAAUCAACGGCUCUGUCUUCGACUGGUGGUAUUUCGACGUCGUCUCAGAGGAAAACCCAGACGAUUCCCUGGUCAUCACAUUCUUCACCUCAUCCAUGAACGCAUUUCCAUUCCUUAGGGCGAACGAAUCCUCCAUCCUCAAUGUCUGGAUAUGGGCUUCGUUCGCCAAUGGAACCCACUAUGAAGAUACCAUCCCAGCAACUGUGGCGACUGUGGCCGGCGCAGACGGCGCGGGAACUAAUAGUUCUGGAAACUGGUCAUCCACAGGCUUUAGCUGGAAUGCUCUCACGGAGAAUCUAUCGCAGUAUGAGGUUAUAAUUGCGUCGGAGAAACUCCAGGUCGAAGGAAGGUUAACCUUGACUUCGCGAGCACCAUAUCAUCUACCCUGUGGAAUUCAAGCGGGACGUAGUCAACUUGAGAUCGCGCCUCAUAUCGGAUGGGUUAAUCUCGUACCCGAUGCCGUGGGUGAAGUCGAUAUGAAGAUCCAUGGGUCGACACUCAAGUUCCGAGGUAUUGGGUACCAUGACAAAAAUUGGUCUGAUCGACCCUUUGUAGACUCUGUCCAGAGUUGGUACUGGGGUCAUGGCCGUCUGGGUCCGUACUCGAUUGUAUGGUUUAGUUACCUCGCUAUGAAUGACACAACCAACGCCACGUAUGUGAGUAGCUAUGUUGCCAAAGAUGGGGAGCUGCUCGUGUCGGCUUGUGACCCCUCUCUUCUCACUGUGAGACCGGUCGGUAGGCCCGGGACGACUGGCGGGCGGUAUCCGCCAUAUGCCCGUGAUAUUCCGGAAGGAUUUCGAUUGGAAUAUGAUCUUGGAGAGGGGAAUGGUUGGUUGAAUGUUAAUGUUUCGGUGAGAACGGUGGUUGCGGGGGAUGAGGAGUAUUAUAUGCGAUGGACAGGUGAUAUGGUUGGGGAGGUGGUUGAGUCUGAGAGAGCAGGGAAGGGUGGCGGUGGCUCAAAGGGAGAAAUGGGGGAACGUGACGUGCACUCAUCGUCUCUUGUUGGUGUUGCGGUUUUGGAGCAAUUUGUUCUAUUGGAAUAG